AUGCUCGACUCCGUGCGCUAUGUCACCUCCAAGGACGGUAUAAAAAUCUGUACCUACUCCGCUGGUAAUCCGUACAAACCCGCGGUCGUUUUCAUACCCGGAUUCUGUUGCACGGCCCUCGCUUUUGUAAAGCAAUUCGAUGACUCUAACCUCCUCACGCACCUGCAUGUAAUCGCAUACGACAUCCGAGGCCAGGGCCGAAGUGACACGCCCGCGGAAGAGAGCGCGUACGUGUCGCAGCGCCAUGCCGAGGACUUCAAGGCGGUCUACGACGCCUAUAACUUGCACAAACCAUUUGUAUCGGGCUGGAGCCUCGGCGCCAUCGUCCCAACCGACAUCGCGACCUACUAUGGAGCUGACCUGAUGGCCGGCGUGAUCAUCACUGGUGGUUUCCCGUAUCGCAGCAUGCACCCCGAGGUUGCACACCCAACCAUCAUGAGCAUAGUGCCUGACCUAGUCAGCGACGAUAUCGCCGUGUUCUCCAAGGCUUGCGAGGUGUUCGUCGAGUCGUGUUUUGCGGAGCCUGCGCGUGAUCUUCCGUACGACACCAAGCUCGCGUGGAUAGGCGGUGUCACGGCAAUGGUCCCCGCGGCGCGGCGACACAUUAUCAUGCGCACCCAGGACGAGAGCGCGAUUUUGACCACACGGAACACGCUUCCGUACCUCAUCUUGCAGGGCGACAAGGACAAUCACGUCGUUUGGGAGAACCUGCAAAGGUUCAUGGAAGAGACGUUCGAGAGAUCCGAGUUCGUGCUUCUGCGCAGCGCCGGGCAUGCACCGUUCUUCGAGCAGCCGCAAGAGGUCAACCAAGCGAUCCUCAACUUCCACGCGGCUCACGCCAGGAGACAUCAUACGCGUGUCGAUCGAGCAUGGUUCGCAAAUGCGAUCAACAUCUCCAUGGGGCUGUUGAAGGAACGUCUCUUGCCACAGCCCGAAAAUUCGUACCGCGUAUUAUCGACCCACCAGUGCCUUCCGCGAUCCCGUCCUGCAUAUCGUGGACACCAUCGCCGGGGCCCCUACUUCCGCCUGGCAGAACGUCCCUUAGAUGCAGGGGCUCGUUAUCACAUCGAGCGAUACAUCGGUAAACCUUCCCGUCCCUUUCCGCCUCUAUACAGCGCUGUUUGUGCCGCUUUGACUGUGGAUCCCGAUGAUACGACCCUUGGAAACGGGCCGGGUCAUGCGUCCGAGCCAGCAGCAUGGCACCUCGACCUGUCCAUUCAUUCGUAUCGGAAAGCCGUAGCGCUCUUUGCCCAUCACGACGAUGACCGGCUCUACUCUCUUGCGAACCUAGGCAAUUCCUUGCACCAUAGGUACCGAUUAUCGAAGAACGUGGAUGAUGCAGAAGAAGCUGUAAGGGUUUUUCAUAUCGCCUUCGAAGAAUGUCCCGAGGGGCACGACUUGAGGCCAUACAUCAUCAAUUCCCUUGACUGCACCUUCCUCGACAUAUGUCAUUGGAUGUUACACAUGUUCCACCACCAGCCAGCCAAGAACAUUGACUUCUUGAACGAAGCCACUGUUCUUGCCAGGGAGGCGUUGCGCGUCUUCUCCUAUAUCGAUAGCGGGGGACGCUUAAGGUGGCUUUUGCGGCUGGCUCACAUGCGCCAGACCAUGUUCAGCCAUACGGGCGACCCCAAUAUCAUUGAUCAGGCGAUGCGCCUCAGCACGGAAGCGUUGACCUUGACGCCACCAGGACACCCUCGACGAGCGGACGCGCUGACGACAAUGGCGAGCAUCAUGUGUCUUCAGUUUGACCAUUUGGACCGUCCUCCGACGCUUGAAGACUUACAGCCUGUGGAUCACGCGGCACGACUACUGGAAGAAGUGCUCAGGCAUCGUCCAGAAGGGCACAAAAGUCGAGGAGAUGCGCUUACAUUCCUUGCUGUCGUCGCAAAACAUCGGUUGGACAUCGUGUCCACUGGCGCCCAGGAUCGAAGGGAGUUGUUGUCCAUUCGGAAAGAAGCUCUAGAGGCUUGCCCUCCUGGCCAUAUGCAGCGGCAUCAAGCUCUUUACUGUCUUGCGCUGGACAUCGUUGAGCCCUCGUCUUUCACGCCUACGGAAGAGGAUCUGGAGCUUGCCAUGCGAUGUUCGAUGGAAGCAAUGGCCAUUAUGCAAGACGGUCAUCCUGCCCGGUUCAUGGCACACUACUGCUUGUCGUGCCUCUACCUCCGUCGUGGUGACUACACGACUUCUAUAGCUCACCUUAUUGCCAUGAUCGAUGAUAGUUUGGGCAACGUCAAAGAUCGGGUGGCAUGCUCUAUGCCGGUGAUUUCCGAGUUGCAGAAGCGGUUUAUGUCGCCGGAUGCUGACGUUCAGCACGAGGCCGUCGACGCUUUGUUAGAGGUUUACAGUCGCGUGCUACGCCUACCACCCCGGAUGGCCUUUAGGGCCGCCAGCAUUCAGACUCGACUGCGACAGGUUACAACCUGGGAAACCUUAGCUCGCGAUGCGGCGGUCACUGCGCUCAGCGUCGGGCGCCCGGAGUUGGCCAUCGAAUAUCUGGAACAAGGGCGAGCGAGCUUCUGGAAACAGAGCUUGCACCUCCGCGAGGACUUCGAUCAACUGCCUGAGGGUAUGUCUCGAGACCUGUUACAACUUUCGCGAGCGCUCGAGGAAGGAAGUUUUCGACAUGACCAACCUGAAUUUGCCCGUCAAUGCCUCAGCGAGAAAUUCGAUACGCUCGUCAUGGAGGCUCGCAGAUUACCGGGCAUGGAUCGCUUCCUCAUGGGUUAUUCCUUUGAAGAGCUAGCUCGGACGGCGGAGACGUCUCGAGCGCACGUCAUCAUGUUGGUACCGGGAGCCCGCGACGGAUGUCACGCGAUCGUCAUCGGACAAGACCGUUCCUGCAAGUGGGUCCCUUUACCAGGCAUCACCGCCCAAGAACUGGGCAAGCACGCUGUAAGCUUCAAACAAGCGAACAUAUCCUAUAGGAAAGAGCUGCGACAACGUGAUCGACCGUUCAAUGUACGUUUGAUGGUGAAGAAGAAGGCCAAGAAACCGCGUGAAGGCGGUAACAUUGUUUUGACGCAGCUUUGGAACGCAGUGGUACAACCGAUUGUAGCUGCCCUCGGUCUGGUGAGGGCUGCGGGGCGAGAUCGCCCACGAGUUAUGUGGAUACCUACAGGGGUAUUCGCAUUCGUUCCUGUUCACGCUGCCGGGCUUUACGGGGAGGAUAAGGCCGAAUCUUGCGCCGACUACUUGGUAUCCUCCUACGCUCCGACUUUGAGUAGCCUUCGGACCGCGCAGAAGAAGCUGAAGCCAAUCCCGCGCGAUACGACGAAGAUUCUGUUGGCUGCUGCGCCCUCGCCAUACGACCCUGAAUGGCAGCCUCUGCCAUACACGGCGCACGAACUAUCCGAGAUCAAUUCGGUGGUACCUCGUGACGCGUUCAUCUGCCUGCCGCUCGAGGACGACGCUAGCAACGGAGGCGAGUGCGGCGCACGCGUCCGGACCGUAUUGGAGGAGCUCCCGAACGCGACCAUCCUCCACUUGGCUUGCCACGGAUAUCAGGAUUCCAAGAACCCCCUGGCCAGCGGUUUCCUGCUGCGCGACGAGAUGCUGACCAUCGCCAAGCUGAUGCCGACUUCGCUUCCGAACGCCUUCCUAGCCUUCCUCAGCGCGUGCGAGACCGCAAAGGGCGACGCCAGCCGUCCUGAUCAGGCUGUCCACCUUGCAGCGGCGAUGUUGUUCACCGGGUUCAAGAGCGUGAUAGCCACUCUAUGGUCCAUGGGAGACGUGGACGGACCACUGGUAGCGCGGACGGUCUAUGAAGAGCUGUUCCGGGGAGACUCAGAGUUUCUCGAUCCCCAUAUCGUCCCAUAUGCUCUCGAUGCUGCAGUGCAGAAGCUGCGAGAAAUCGAUCCCACCCCUAGUCGAUGGGCACCUUACAUCCAUAUUGGAUGUUGA
Molecule: messenger RNA, 3903 nt
Organism: Punctularia strigosozonata HHB-11173 SS5
Lineage: Eukaryota; Fungi; Basidiomycota; Agaricomycetes; Corticiales; Punctulariaceae
Exons: 9
Coding region: 1-3903 (1300 amino acids)
Molecular function (GO): protein binding
Source: RefSeq, a predicted model, not a curated record